AUGGUGACCGGUCGGUUCCAUGUGGAGUUAGAGGAUGGCACCCUUCCUGACACAACGCAGGAGCCCGUUGCUUUCAUGGAGACCACGCUAAACCUCGUGUUGGUGCUUGGGUACACAGGCAGUGGCUGGAUCGAUAUUCUCAUUGCAGCCAUCCUCCUUUUUGCCAGCAUGGCCAUGCAGAUGACAUUCUGCAUCAUCUUGCUGACAGAGGACUUCCUGGGCCAGCCGUUCUCAGAACAGAUCCAGAUUGCCCAGAACUGGCGGCGCAGUGUGGCUCAUGACUACAAGUACAUGGAUCUGGAGCAGACCAGCCUCACUUCCCGGGUCUGUAAUGGCGAUGGCAAGUUGAUCCUGUCGACAGAGCAUGCUUCACUGCUUGAGCAGAUUAAUGACUUCCUGGAUCUCCGACAGGGUAGCUUCGAGCUACCGUAUUUUCAGCCCGGCACCCUGCUCUGCAUGCUCUGCAUUUUCCUGUGGUGUCUCUACAUCUGCAACGAACUGCGGUCAUCAUUGCUUUCGCUGGAGGCUGUGGCUCAGGUGCCGAGAUCCAAUCGAACCCAGGUGCAGCGCGGCAACUUUAUGAGCAUCUCGUGGAGUCGGUUUCUGGUGUAUUUCCUGCUCCGCUGCUAUCGAAUUUGCAUCGCGCUGGGGCUGCUUUAUGCUGGAGUCCUGUGGCUGGGCGCCACCACCUCCAUCACAGAUCUCAUUCUCAACGCCGUCGCACUGUCCGCAGUGCUCCAGGUGGAUGAGAUUUUCUACGCUGCGCUCAUGCCGAAGCAAGUCCAGACGAGCAUACUAGAUCUGGAGGCCAUCAAGGUCCGCUAUACCCACCGCCGGAGUCAACUGGAGUCCUUGCUUCUCUUUGCCUUCAUGGCUGGACUCACCCUCUGGCCAUACCUGAGUGUGGUCGGGCCAUUGACUGAAAACAUGAUGCAGGUGAAGUGGGCAUACUGCGGGGGCAGGCAAGACUUUGUUGUGGCUUCAAACACCAACCAGAACAUCACCGUGGGACUGCAGACGCGGCCUUUCGAAAGUCACGAAGAUUCGGCCACUUCGGCACAGUUCGCUGUUGAACAUUGGGUUCAGCAGCCAGAAGGCUCGGACUCGAAAUACAUCGCCUUCACAAGAGACAAUGCGCACUUUGACAGCUUCCUGGCGGACACUAUGGAAGCCAGAGCAGGGAGGGAGGGCUUUUGCAUCGAUUGGGACACAGUCUUUGUUGGGAACGAGACCCAUGACCGCCAAGACAUGUACAGGCCAUUCUUCUACUCUACCAGCUUGACCUUGGGCUUUCAGGACACGCCGGACGCGAGCUGUUCUGACAUGGCGCACUUCUGCGACAGCUUUUCAGGACGACUGCUGCGUUACGCUUGCCCACGAACGUGCGGCUGCAACGAUCCAAGAGCCCAGCCUUUGCUUCGAGUGAACUACGAGGGCUGUCCUCAAGGUUGCAUCAACGAGGCGCACACUGCAAUGAGGUCAAUGCCGUGCCAAGACGUAGCACUUCCGCAGAUGAAGGCGACGUGGGACUUCUUCUGGGACCGGUACGUGCAAGUCAUGUUGUACGCUCUCAACAUCCAAGAUAUCAACGCCUCGAGCUACUCCUGGCUCCCGAACGCCGUCCGGCAGGUGAAGGAAGUGGGGUGCCCAUUUAUCGGUGGAGUGGAGUUCCCCCAGGAUCCAUUCUCAGGCGUGAGGUGGUGUGAAGGCUAUUCUCCGCUGUACCGGCCCUUGGCCUGGCUCUGCCCAGAGGCCUGCGGAUGUGUCGGAAGGGACCCUUUGCCGGAGUUCUGCCCGCAGAGUUGCAGAGGCUGCAAAGAUGCUGACAGCUUCCCCGUCAUAGGGAGCAUCACCAACUGUGAUCAGGCGAAGGCCGCCGGGCUCUGCGUGCAAAUCCCGCAGCAGGCGCUCGCAUACUGCGCUGAGACCUGCGACCUCUGCCACCUUAUCGGGAACUCCACGGCCUGA
This is a messenger RNA of Symbiodinium pilosum, 1968 nucleotides long. The record is from the annotation of a GenBank genome assembly. NCBI's taxonomy places the organism in Eukaryota, Dinophyceae, Suessiales, Symbiodiniaceae.